Amyelois transitella is the source of this 2457-nucleotide messenger RNA. RefSeq names its product AP-2 complex subunit sigma (gene AP-2sigma). Bases 150 to 578 code for a protein of 142 amino acids. Gene Ontology annotation, molecular function: clathrin-cargo adaptor activity. NCBI's taxonomy places the organism in Eukaryota, Metazoa, Arthropoda, Insecta, Lepidoptera, Pyralidae. Gene Ontology annotation, biological process: intracellular protein transport; clathrin-dependent endocytosis. The transcript has 4 exons. The record is from RefSeq and is a predicted model, not a curated record. Gene Ontology annotation, cellular component: intracellular membrane-bounded organelle; membrane coat; AP-2 adaptor complex.
CAAAAUCAUUAUUGUCAAAACAAAUCAAUUAGAAUUUAAAUGUCAACGUCAAAAUUCUGAAUUGACGUGACGGAAAUUGGAGGCGUCGAUUCAAUGGUAGACUGGAUUUAAUUUGGUUUAAAACAAUUUAUUAAAUUAAAUUGAUAAAUAUGAUCCGGUUCAUUUUAAUCCAAAACCGUGCGGGCAAAACUCGCCUUGCCAAAUGGUACAUGAACUUCGAUGAUGAUGAGAAACAAAAGCUUAUCGAAGAAGUACAUGCUGUUGUCACAGUCAGAGAUGCCAAACACACCAAUUUUGUGGAGUUCAGGAACUUCAAAAUCGUGUACAGGAGAUACGCGGGGCUCUACUUCUGCAUAUGUGUGGACGUGAACGACAACAACCUGUGUUAUUUGGAGGCCAUCCAUAACUUCGUGGAGGUCCUGAAUGAGUACUUCCAUAACGUGUGUGAGCUGGAUUUAGUCUUCAAUUUCUAUAAGGUAUACACAGUGGUGGACGAGAUGUUCUUGGCUGGAGAGAUCCGGGAGACGUCCCAGACCAAGGUCCUGAAGCAGCUGUUGAUGCUCAACUCUUUAGAGUAAUCUUGUGGUCAAACUGAGUCAAGUGGUUUUUCUAACAUAUAAUCAUGCCGGGAGAAUUUAUGCAUUUUAUGUAACAUAUUGUUUAGGAAGGUGCAUAUUGCUGGAAUCUCGUCUUGUAGGAGAAGCUUUUACAAAGAAUUCACAUAUUUGUAACUUGACCAGAAACAAAGCAUCAUUCUCCAUGUUGUGAAUGAAAAAGUUAAUUAAAAAUUGAGCUGGCAAUAAUUACUUACUAAAGAAAAGUAUGCAACACAGGACUGUUAAGUGGUCAGUACUUUUAAGCCUCCUUCUAUUUGUAUACAUCUAAAACAGGUUGGUUUACAUUUGUGGCAACAUCUCUACGCCACAGUUCACAAAAACAAAAAAUCAUGCCACAUUGUCAGUCAAAAACAGCGAGAAGUCUUAAACGCGCAAGCAAAGUUUUCACAGAUUGGAGCAUAUAUACAACCUCCGAGACAACAUUGUCUGACACUCGGUUCCCCAGGCAUCACACCCAGCCUGGCGGAAGAUCUUCCCUUUGAUGGCGGUCUAGCUGGAACAUCACCCCCACUACACAUUUGACAAUGGUGCACUAUUGUCAGAUUAACUUGCUAUCACUCAAAUGAUUAUAUUAUGAAACAUUUUAAAAAUUUAAAAAAUUAAAUUGUUUCUCUAUGGUACACAAAACCAGCACCUUCAUUGACGGGUUUGCUUUAGUUCUGGUCAAGCUAUUUUGUAAUUGUAGAUGCAUUUUGAUGUUCUAUAAGCUGUGUUACUGCAAGCUAUGUUUAGCAGUUAGAUUUUGCGUGAAGGAGUUUACACUAGAAACGUGUUGAAUGUUUGUCAAAUUGAUGGUGACAUCAAAAUCAAUAUUUUGUUCAGAAUACAGGCCUUGGUAUGCACUUUUUCACGUCAUUUUACAUUUCAAUAACUUAAAUUUAAGUUAUAUCUAAUAUAAAAGUAUAAACUACCUAAGGGUAAGAGCGCAUUAUGUCCACUUUGCAAAAUGUCCAAUUGUCCAGUUCACAAUUAGUCAAGUGAACUGGACAUAAUGUGCCCAACCGCACCUAAGCACUUAACCCCAUUGAGAUUAACAUCCCUUUCAUGGAACAGAACAGAAUACUCUUCAAAAUAGACACCAUCUUCAAAAUGAUGCUGGUACAUCGCACAAACAAAUAAACCACGGGUAAGAGAAGAUGCACCAGUGUAAGAAACUUUUCCAGUAUUGGUCGCCUACCCGCCAUAUAGGCUUUUUAUUGUGACUUCCAUUACAUUAUCAGAAGGUCAAAAUAUUGAUUAGGAUGUAAUAGCACCAUCAUGAAAGUAUUUCUGCUACAAAACUUUCACACACACUAUUUAUAGAUUCUAAUAAUAUGUUAAGUAUAACAUAACAAAGUAUUUAUUUAGAGUUUGAUUGUUAAAACAUGUAGCCAAAUUACAAUAUUUAGAGACAAUUGGCUGAUUUUGAUGUUAAAUAGAAUUAAUAUUUACAUGUUGUGUAAAGCUUUUACACAGUAUUUUAAACACCCAACAAAUUUAGUUCGCGCAAAUAUGAUCAAAUUUUAAAAACUAUACUUUUUUGCCACUCAUAAAAUUACAGGCGUUGCUAUUUUGUUUUAUGUGGAAUUUAAUGAAUUUGAACCCAGGUACGUUAACCUGGUUUCACUUUAUGCUACUAUCUGUUAAUUAUAGGUGUUUUGUGCAAAUUAAAGAAAGAAAAUUUGUUUAUUUAGUACAUAAUAUAAAUUAAAAAUAUGACAAUUUACAUCCAAAAAUACAUAAAACUAAAUAAUACAUGUUCAUAUGUUUACAUAAGAAUGCAAAAGAUUAUGUUUGUAUAUAUAAGAGUUUAGGGUAUGUAAUGAAACAAUGUGUAUGUAAAAUUGAUUUAUUCGAGAAA